Rhodamnia argentea is the source of this 1188-nucleotide messenger RNA. Its product is annotated as protein SULFUR DEFICIENCY-INDUCED 1. The transcript is spliced from 4 exons. NCBI's taxonomy places the organism in Eukaryota, Viridiplantae, Streptophyta, Magnoliopsida, Myrtales, Myrtaceae. The record is from RefSeq and is a predicted model, not a curated record. Gene Ontology annotation, molecular function: protein binding. Bases 63 to 959 code for a protein of 298 amino acids.
CCAUCUCUCUCAUCGGUUUAUAUAUCAGAGAGAGAGAGAGAGAGAGAGAGAGAGAGAGAGAUAUGGAAGAACUGGGGAGUUCAGAUCAGAAGGCUUCAGGCAAGAGAGAGAGAGAAGAGUUUCAUGUAGCUCUCAAGAUCCCUUCUGGUGAUACUCCAUACGUUAGAGCCAAGCAUGCUCAGCUAGUUCAGAAAGACCCGGAAGCGGCGAUCGUGUUGUUCUGGAAGGCGAUAAACGCAGGAGAUAGGGUGGACAGCGCGUUGAAGGACAUGGCGGUCGUGAUGAAGCAACUCGAUAGGAGCGAAGAAGCCAUCGAAGCCGUCAAGUCCUUUCGCGGCCUUUGCUCCAGGCAGUCCCAAGAGUCGCUCGAUAACGUCCUCAUCGACUUGUUCAAGAAAUGUGGUGAAGUGGAGGAGCAAAUAGAGCUGCUGAAGAGGAAGCUGAGGCAGAUAUACCAAGGCGAGAUCUUCAACGGGAAGCCCACCAAGACCGCCCGAUCUCAUGGCAAGAAAUUUCAGGUCUCUGUUAAGCAAGAGACCUCCCGGUUAUUGGGAAAUUUGGGAUGGGCCUACAUGCAGAAGCCCAACUACAUGGCAGCUGAAGUGGUGUAUAAGAAAGCCCAAAUGAUCGAUCCGGAUGCCAAUAAGGCCUGCAACCUCAGCCUGUGUCUCAUCAAACAAGGCCGGCACGACGAGGCGUGCGCCAUUCUCGACGACGUUUUGCGAGGCAAGAUUCCGGGCUCCAAUGAUCACAAGCCGAGGAGGAGAGCCGAGGAAUUGCUAUUAGAGGUGAGGUCAAGGCGACCGCAGCCCGAUAUCUCGGAUCUGUUGGGCCUGGACAUCGACGACGACUUCGUCAAGGGGAUCGAGAAGUUGAUGAAUGAGUGGGCUCCGUCCAGGUCCAAGAGACUACCGAUUUUCGAAGAGAUUUCUUCAUUUAGGGAUCAGUUGACAUGUUAAUAGGACAUUUGCGCGAGCACUCUCUCGUAUUGGGGUGGGUCUGAAAUAGGGCAUAGAGGAAAGUAGGACUUGAGUUCAUAUGUUGUCUGUGAAUAUGUCGGUCUGGUCAAGGGAAUGUAUCUGAUUGCUGAUAAGGCAUGUCAAAGCAGAAUUAGCAAGUGGAAACCCAAUAGCUUAUUGGCCUUGUUAUUUUUGCUGAAUAAGUAAGUGCACAAAAUGGAUUGCAAUU